Messenger RNA from Terrapene triunguis (Three-toed box turtle), 666 nucleotides. RefSeq names its product claudin-16-like. Gene Ontology annotation, cellular component: bicellular tight junction; plasma membrane. Bases 1 to 666 code for a protein of 221 amino acids. The record is from RefSeq and is a predicted model, not a curated record. Gene Ontology annotation, molecular function: structural molecule activity. The transcript has 5 exons. Lineage: Eukaryota; Metazoa; Chordata; Testudines; Emydidae. Gene Ontology annotation, biological process: bicellular tight junction assembly; cell adhesion.
AUGUCACAGCAACUCAACUCGCUCCAGCACAAAGAACCAUGGGAUGUGCCCCCAGAAGUCCUAGCAACAGACACAGUGUUCCAGAUGACUGUGAUCUUCCAGCUGAUGGCUUUCUGCCUGGGUCUCCUCUCCACCCUCCUCCUGGUCAUAGCCACCUGCACCGAUUGCUGGAUGGUUAAUGCUGAUGAUAGUUUGGAGGUCAGCCUCAAAUGCCGGGGGCUGUGGAGGGAAUGUGUCACCAACGUGCAGGAUGGCAUCAGGACUUGUGACCAGUAUGACUCCAUUUUAGCAGGCCAUCCAUUGAAGAUCGUGGUGACGCGAGCACUGCUGAUCGCAGCUGACAUUCUGGCGGGCUUGGCUUUGAUUACGCUGCUGUUGGGUCUGGACUGCAUCAAGUUUCUCAAGGAAGCGCCCCAUAUCAAACUGAAGAUGUGCUACAUGGCUGGGUUAACCCUUGGCCUUGGAAGCGUCCUUGGCAUGGUCGGCUCCGUGUGGUAUGCAGUGGAUGUCUAUGUGGAGAGAGCUACCCUGAUAUUACACGACGUAUUCCUGGGGAUCCACUACGACUUCGGGUGGUCUUGCUGGCUGGGAAUGGUUGGUUCGACAGGUUGCUUUAUGGCAUCCAUCAUGCUAACCUGCUGCCUUUAUAUCUUCACAGGUCAGUAA